CGGCGCCGGUGCUGCUCCCCGGGCGGCCAUGGCGACUUUCCGCCUGGCCCUCAUCCAGCUGCGGGUCUCUCCCAUCAAAUCGGACAACCUCACUCGAGCUUGCGGUCUCAUCCGGGAGGCAGCGAGGAAAGGAGCCAAGCUCAUUUCUCUCCCGGAGUGCUUCAACUGUCCGUAUGGCACCGACUACUUCCCUGCGUACGCGGAGCAGAUCCCUGGGGAAUCCACACACAAGCUUUCCGAAGUAGCAAAGGAGUGCGGCAUCUACCUCGUCGGAGGCUCCAUCCCCGAGAAAGACGCCGGGAAGCUGUAUAACACCUGUGCCGUGUUCGGGCCCGAUGGCAGGCUGCUGGUGACCCACAGAAAGAUCCACCUGUUUGACAUCAACGUCCCUGGGAAGAUCACCUUUCAGGAAUCGCAAACACUGAGUCCCGGUGAUAGCUUCUCCACGUUUGAUACUCCUUACUGCAGAGUGGGCCUGGGCAUCUGCUACGACAUCCGCUUCGCAGAGCUGGCCCAAGUCUACGCCCAGAGAGGUUGCAAGCUGUUGGUGUACCCUGGAGCUUUUAAUCUGACCACGGGGCCAGCCCACUGGGAGCUGCUUCAGCGAGGCCGGGCCGUCGAUAACCAGGUGUACGUGGCCACAGCAUCGCAGGCUCGGGACGAGAAAGCCUCUUACGUAGCCUGGGGCCAUAGCACCGUGGUGUCUCCUUGGGGGGAGGUCCUGGCCAAAGCUGACGCGGAAGAAAUGAUUGUGUACGCAGACAUAGACCUGAAGAAGUUGACAGAAGUACGCCAGCAAAUACCUAUUUACAGCCAGAAGCGCUCAGACCUCUAUGCAGUAGAAGCAAAACAACCCUGAAGUCAACAUUUCCAAGUGUCGUGACAGGAAGCCGAUUCUGCAGCCUGACUCCGUAUUGAACUCUCUCUAGUCACUGAGGCUUAAUCACUGGGUUUUGGUGCCAGCACUGUGAAUGCGCCCCCCCCCCCCAUUUUAUCAUAUAGGCCAGAGAGAUUGAGAGGGGAGCGGGAAAUAGGGAGGGAGAGAGGAAGAGACCCCUCUUCUGCAACCCUGCUUCACGAAGCUUCUUCCCGGCAGGUGGGGAGCGGGGGCUUGAACCCGGUGCUUAGAGCCCCAGCCCCUCUCAAGUUUUCGAUGGAGAUUUCUUCUACUGUGGCUCACUGCCAUCUGUGGGCUUUUCCCUUUUUGCUUCCGGACAGGGUGAGAUGCAGGGAAAGGGGGCGACACCACCUUUGCACCUGAGCACACCUGCGGUGUGAAGUCUGCGUGCGGGUCUGGGGUCUCGGGCGUGGUGGGGUGCUCUGUGCCAGCGGGCUGGCUCCGCCAACUAGCGCUCCCUUCCUGGGCGCCCUGCUGAGUGCAUGCUGCUGUUGAUAGCAGAGGCUGAGGCUGGCGCUGAAGGGCGGGCAGGAGGGGAAAGGCGCUUCUCUCAGGCCUCACUCAGCAGGUGCCCCCCCCCCCCAGGGUUUCCGCAGAUGGACUUUAUCACAGACCACUUCUGCUGAAGUUGGCGUUCAUCACAUGAGAGCUUGUCCGAUAGCAUUCUUUCCCCAGCAGUCAGCAGCUAGAGCUUUGGGUGGUGACAGCUCCGGGGAGGAGGGGAGGCAGGCGAUGGAUAGAUGGCAGCCCCACCCUUUCUGGGCUCUUCAGCCCUGUAGGCCUGGGGGGAGGGCGGCAGGUGAGGAAGGAGCCUUCUCCCCAGACAGGCCCUCCCAGAGCCGGUUGUCAAGGCAACUGUAGUAGGAAUCUGCAAGCGAUUUCCUUGGUGGCAUCUAAGCGGCUUCUUUUUUCCUUUUCUCCUCAGUAAUGCUUUCUCUUCUCCGGUCCCUUUACAUAACAGAAUGAUGAUGAUGAGCUUCUGCCCGUCAUAUCCCGUAUCAGAUUGGCACGUGCAUGGCACCAGCCGUUUGAGGAAAGGACCUGGUUCCAUAGUGGCAGUUGCCAACGUCUGUUGUGCAAGUAGUUCCAGCAGGGCCAAGUUCAGGUUGUCAAGGUGACACCUGCAGAGCUGGGAGUGGGUAUCCUGAACAGCUUUUAGGGGCUACUGCAUCAGUCAGCCUUCGCGCAGCACUGUGGUCCUAUGCA
Erinaceus europaeus (western European hedgehog) is the source of this 2104-nucleotide messenger RNA. It is a transcript of the gene NIT2, whose product is annotated as nitrilase family member 2. The record is from RefSeq and is a predicted model, not a curated record. Gene Ontology annotation, cellular component: mitochondrion. Lineage: Eukaryota; Metazoa; Chordata; Mammalia; Eulipotyphla; Erinaceidae. Gene Ontology annotation, molecular function: omega-amidase activity. The transcript is spliced from 10 exons. Bases 29 to 859 code for a protein of 276 amino acids. Gene Ontology annotation, biological process: L-glutamine metabolic process; oxaloacetate metabolic process.